CGAGCAAUUCCUCCGUGCAUCCUUCUCCUUUCCCUCGCUGGUAUUACCGGCGAGUAAAAAAAGACAAGAAGCUGAGGUGACAAACAGACGUACUCGCGUGUACGACAUGUCGGAGCAUCACCGCGUAGCAGCCGGUGGCUGGGGCACGGCGAGCCCGGCGAACCGAGAGGAUGCCAGCGGCGGUGCCGCCUGGUGGCCCUCCAGUCUCAACACCGUCCCGACCGAUCAACAACAGCAACAACAGCAGCAGCAACAACAAAAUCUACAUCAACACCUGAUGAACCAACAGCAGCAGCAGCAGCAACUCGCCCAGCAGCAACAGCAGCCGCAGCACCAUCCGGACAUCGUCCGAAGUACCGCCGCCGCCGCCGCCAGCCAGCAGCUCUUCUCCUACAAAAUGGCCUCCAGCUUCCAGAACCCGGCCACCACCGGCACGCAGUCGUCGAGUCCGGUGUCGACGUCCACGCCGGUGUCCGCGCAAUGCAUGAGGGGCAGUUACGAUUACAGGCUCGGCACCGGUCCUGGACAAGGCGGCGGCGGUGGCGGCGGUGGCGGCGGCGGCGGUGGUGGAGGCGGCGGUGGAGGCGGCGGUGGCGGCGGUGGCGGUGCUGCCGGCGGUGGCGUGCCUGCCGGCACACCUUCCGCACCGCCGCCCGGCGUGCAGUGGUGGUAUUCAGGUGGAGUUAUGGACGCCGCCGGACAGAACAACCUGCACCAGCAGUUGCAGGGUCAGCAACAGCAGCAACAACAGCAGCAGCAGCAGCAACACCUCUCACCUAUUACCACGCAAACGUCCACGCCCCCCGUAAUGUCCCCGAUCUCACAUCCGAACGUAGGUCAGCUAGAUUUCCGAUUAUUUCUGCAGCACCAAAUACAGCAGCUACCGCAAAAUAAUCUUCAACAAAAUAACGCUCAGAGUCUGCAGCGGGACAAUAUGCCGAGAGGAAAAGAUUCGAAGCCAAGGGGACGGAUGACAGCGUACGCGUUCUUCGUCCAGACGUGUCGUCAGGAGCAUAAAAAGAAGCAUCCCGAGGAGAAGAUCGUCUUCCGGGAAUUCUCCAAAAAGUGUGCAAUGAGAUGGAAGACCAUGUCGGACAAAGAGAAGAAGCGUUUCCACGAAAUGGCAGAGAAAGAUAAGAAGAGAUACGACGCGGAGAUGCAAAACUACACGCCGCCUAAGGGAGAAAAUAAAGGCAGGGGCAAGAAACGCAAACACAUCAAGGAUCACAAUGCUCCCAAGAGAUCGCUGUCCGCCUUCUUCUGGUUCUGCAAUGAUGAACGUGGCAAGGUGAAGAUGCUGAAUCCUGAGUACGGCGUAGGCGAUAUAGCUAAAGAAUUAGGCAAGAAAUGGUCAGAUGCAGAUCCCGAAACCAAAUCUAAAUACGAGGCUAUGGCGGAGAAGGACAAGGCUCGAUAUGAGAGGGAGAUGACAGCGUACAAAAAGAAAAUGCAGGACGGCGCCCCGGUGGUGGGCGGCGCGCCGGCAAACACUGUAAAAAGCGACAGCGAAGAGGAAUGGAAGGAAGACGACGAAUAGCGGAUGCACGUCGAAAUUUCAUCUAUCACCCCGUGUCCUUCAUCCUGAAAGCAUACCUCACCUACUGUACGUACCAUUGACCUUAGCGUGAGCGUACUUACACCACUAGGAGAACAAAGUAACUAACCACCAAUUCAACCUUACCUACCUUAUCAACCUACCACAAUCUACCCACCAACCAACCAACCAUCCACCCAACCACCCCGCCACCCAACCAAUCAACCAACCAAACCUCCCUUCUCCUGAUUAUUUACGAUAAUAAUAAAAAAAAGGUACCCCGCGCGAUUUACGAUAAUUAUUUUAAAAAAAAGAAAAAUAUUGUAUGUGUGAGAGUGCCACCGCGCGUGCGCGAGUUUGAGCGAGAGGCGAGAGGAUUGUGUGAGUGACAUUUGUACUUUAAAACAUUAUUGAUAGUAAAGAGAAAACGAUGUAAAGUGGCUAGUAGGAUAGAAGUCGGAAGAAGAAAGAAAGAAAGAAAAAGGAAAAAAAAGGAAUACGAGGAAAAGCCGCGGAGAAGACGAAGGAUUGCGCCCGCUCUUUCUUUCUGUUCCGGGAAAGGCGCAAAAGGGGCUCAAUCAUUGUUGACUUUUCGCUCUCUCUCUCCGACGCUAUGUUACUACGAGCUAAGGAUUAGUUUACCGCUUUUGACGAAACUUGACGAAGACGAUACGGUUAUUUCUCCCGAUAUUUUUUUUUAUCGAUGAAAUCAACCCGCUGAACUAUCUCGGGAGGAUAUUACAUUACGAUUUUUCGAUAAGUUUAUUCUUCCGUUCAAUAUUUUACAAGAAAUCCAGGUUUUACGAGUAUAUAUAGCAAAUGUGUAUCAGUAUAUAUUUUAUAUAUGUAUAUCAACACAUAAAAAAAUAUAUAAAAUGAUACAUCAACGAAUACAUAUUUGCAUCGGUGUCGCCCGCAAAUGUACUUGCGACAAUGCAGUUAUACGUACCAAUAUAAAGAUCUUCCGUGUGUUCUGUCAGGACAUCGAAAUGUUCUCAGUGAGAUUGUACUCGGAUCCUCGAUUGCAAAAUCAAGGGAUACAAAUUUUUGGGAAAUAAUAUGUUUUGAAUAAAAUCAGAUUUUUAAUUUUUUUAAUACACAUAUUUGAACAUGCAUCAAAUGUCACUCGCAAAUACAUUUGCGGUAGUGUGCACAGUACAUAUUAAUACAAAGAUCUCUCAUGUGCUAUCGGCACAUUGAAAUGUUAAAUUCUCGGCGAGAUUGUACUCAAAAUUGUACGGAAAUGUACCGGAUUCUCGAUAAAAAAAAAACAAGAGAAUGAAACCAAUGGGAAAUAAUAUAUUUUGAAUAAUAUAUCAGGUUUGACUUUUAAUCAAUUCGUUGCGAAGCGUCGUCGUCUUCGUCGUGACAUACACACACACACACACACACACACACACACACACACACACACACACAACACACACACACACACAUAUAUAUAUACAGAUUAUUAUUGUAUAUCCUUGUACAGAGAGCUUUGUCUUUCCUUUCAUACUUUUUAGCAAAUCUGAUCGUUGAGCGCGCGUGCCGGGGGCAUGGGGCUGCUUUUUACGUAUGUAAUGAUGUGCGAAUGUAAUUUGAUUCUCGGGUACACGCACGUCGUAGUAAUAAUACUGUAAGUACAUUUAGUAUAAUUAUUAUAAGUGUACGUGUAUCUUCGACGCGAACUUUUGGAUUUUUCCUUCAAUUCUCUUAACACUUUCUCUUCAGCGUGCGACUUUUGUUUUCUUUUUUUUUUUCUGAUCACUAAUUGCGUUGUUACGAGCUGUACGAGCCACGUGAUUGAGCCUUAUUAUUGAUAGCUGAUAAGCGAUCGCUCGAAUCGAAUCGAGAGAACUGUGUGCGAGAGAGAAUGAGAACGAGAGAGAGAGGGAGAGAAAGAGCGCGAGAGAGUGAGAGGGUGAGAGCGAGAAUGUGUGUGUAUGUAGCUCGCAGCUUUUACUAAAUCAAAAUUAGCAAAGCCAUGGAGCAGAGCGAUAUCGCCGAGUUCUUAACACUGACGAAGUGACAACUGUUGUACUCACGAAAUUGAGAGAGAGAGAGAGAGAGAGAGAGAGAGAGAGAUUUCAUUCUUUCACGAGAUAGACUCGCAUACCAGGCACAAGGUUACCGUGUCGAAUUAUAUAACGUCAGAAAGCGACUGAACGCACGCGAAUUAAUCCUGCGGUGUACGUCGAAAUAAAUUAAUUUUUUUUUCCUUUUUCUUUUCUUUUUCUUUUCUUUGAAAAAGAAAUUUUGCAGAAUAGUUUUUAGUAAUAAUUGUGUAUCCGCGAGAUUCUCCGUGCGAGACAAGUGGAAUCGAGUAUAUUCUGACAUACUGUAUUGUUAAAUUAUUUACAUAUUACAUGUAUUAUACUGACUCUUAUUCUCUUA
Dinoponera quadriceps is the source of this 3910-nucleotide messenger RNA. Its product is annotated as high mobility group protein DSP1-like. The record is from RefSeq and is a predicted model, not a curated record. Gene Ontology annotation, molecular function: DNA binding, bending. Bases 107 to 1537 code for a protein of 476 amino acids. Lineage: Eukaryota; Metazoa; Arthropoda; Insecta; Hymenoptera; Formicidae. The transcript is spliced from 6 exons. Gene Ontology annotation, biological process: regulation of transcription by RNA polymerase II.